UUUGCUCUCCCCUGUCGGUCUCCAAACAUGGAGUCGCAGUGCGAUUACUCGAUGAUCUUCCCGGCCUGUCCUUUACUACCGUCAGACCUCCCCGGCCGGUAUCGCACACUUCCCCGUCGUAACCAUCUGUAUUUGGGGGAGACCUUAAGAUUUUUACUGGUUUUGCGGCUCCGGACCACAGGGGAGAAGCCACAGGAGAGGGCGGAGUCGGAGGCCUGUACCCCGGUAGAUAAUGCACAAGAAAGUCCUGGUUCUGAGAGCUGUUCAUGGGCUCCGCUAGCUGCUUCCCUGUCUGCACUUGCCAGCGUUUGUCCUGGGGAGGAAGAGGCGGAAGAAGAGGAGGAGGACGAUGACAAGAAUAGCGAAAGCCAAGGUUGUUACAGAGUAUGCAAACCUAUCCUGAGCCAACAACAUCAACCAGGAGGGACAGCUCCAGGGACACCAGUUACAGACCCAGUAGUCUCAUGUGAUGAGGUCAUUUUUCCUCUCUCUGUCUCGUUAGAUCGUCUUCCCCCUGGAACAGUGAAAGCCAAGAUUAUAGUGACAGUCUGGAAAAGGGACGUAGAGCAAAGUCAAGUGAGAGCCCAUGGAUAUCGAUCUCUGUUGCAGAAUUCAGCCCCAGGACAAAUUUUCAGAGAAGAGCAAGCAACUUUCAAGGCUCAAGUGAGUACACUCCUCACCGUCCUCCCACCUCCCACCCUCAGGUGCCGUCAGAUCAACGUGUCCGGGAAACAUCUUACAGCUCUAAAAGUAUUGAACACAUCUUCUCAGGAUGACAUCUGCAUUCGAGAUGUGCGUAUUCUCCCAAACCUAAAUGCCAGUUACCUUCCUGUUAUGCCAGAUGGAUCAGUAUUGCUAGUGGACAAUGUAUGUCACCAAUCAGGGGAUAUCAGUAUGGCAUCGUUCCUGCGUUUGCACAGUGGAUCCUCACAACUUCCCAGUAUGCUUUGUUCCCUGGAGGAGCACAACUUUUUGUUUCAGCUUCAAGCUGGGGAGCGCCCUCCAGUGGAUGCCAAGGAGGGUCUGGAGGUUCCUUUGGUUGCUAUAAUUCACUGGUCAACCCCUAAACUGCCAUUCACAGCCGGUAUAUAUACUCAUUACAGGCUUCCAAGUAUCCGAUUAGAGCGUCCGCGUUUUGUAAUGACUGCUCAGUGUGACUCCCCUGUACAGACACACACUCCUUUCCGUGUUACUUAUACUCUGCUCAAUGAUCUUCAGGACUUUUUGGCUGUGCGACUUGUGUGGACUCCAGAAACUAGCACAACUGGGGGAGGAAAGAGCUUGUCGGAGGAAGAUCGGCGUGUAACACAGGCAGCUCAAGAUGCAGUGGUGUGUCACACUCCUAUUAACCGCCUUGGAUUCUGUCGCAAAGGAAGCUCUGUCACAAUAGGUGUCACUUUCAUGGCUCUGAAAUCUGGUCUGUUUGAGUUGAGUCAGCACAUGAAGUUGAAGCUCCAGUUUACUGCGAGUGUAUCCCAGGCACCUCCAGAUGCCCGCCCUGUAUCACGCCGUAGUAGUCCCAGUAGCCCAGCCCUCAGGGAUCUGGAAAGACAGCAGCAGGGAGGAGCACUAGGAAGAUCCCAGUCCUUCUCCCACCAACAGCCCCCACGAGGACAGCUUAUAAGGACUGGAAGUGUGAUGGAACGCCGUGCUAUCACACCCCCGGUGGGCUCUCCUCUUGGCCGUCCUCUGUACCUUCCACCGGAACGGGCUGCCCUCUCACUAGAUAAAAUUGCAAAGCGCCAGUGUAAAGUGCUGGUGGUGAAUCCAGUACAGUGAUCCUUGUGGGUCUGGGGUGAAAUACGUUAGCUAGAACCUGGGAUACCAGGCAUGGGAGAAAAGCAAAAUCAUGUUUUGCCUGGAAUUUAUCAGGCUUAGGAUGUGGGGCAUACUAAUAAGUAGGUACAGGGGCCAUACCAAUUCUGUGAUCAAAGGGAUGGAUGGAUGAGGGACCAGAAACCUUGGAUAGAGAAAUGAAAUUGAAUCCAAGACCUAUGUAUGUCAAGCUACUUUUAUGAAAGGAGGAGAAGCAUAGAGAUCCGAUUAUAAAGAAUGGACCAAACUAGCACAGGACCAUAUCUAUGCACAUCCCUCCUGAUUUUAGGAUUUAUUUUAUGUUUACGUACCUUUUUUAAAAAAAAAAACCCACACAUUUCAGACAUACUCUACUGAAAACGGAAGGCACCUCGCCAAAGACCAUAGUACAAACGUCAUCCUACAGCUGUUACGUUUAUGAUCUGAAAAUUUUGAGUGUGCAUGAAUGUGUUUUUAGGAAACAAAAUCAUGACCCACUGAACUUUUUAAUGGAUUCAUUGGGAAAUAUGGACAGUUAAAUGCACUGGAGACCAAAGUGAUUUAAUGACAGUGAUAUAUUUAUUGGCUAACACCUCAUUUUCUGCUGUAGGAGCACUAUAGGAUCUAUUUAUUGAUUUGAGAUUCCAGUUCUCUUCCACAAAUAUACUGUAGCAGAUCAGCCUAUUUAUCUUGAUGUUUUAUUGUUUUUUGCACCUGGUCAUCACUGGAAUGUUCAGAGCUGAGACUUGAAAUGCAACUGCAUAUGUUUUGCCAAUAUUAGGGGAGAUAAACCCCAAACUGCACUUAUCACCCGUUUUUUCCUGCCAAUACUUGAGUGAUAUCUGUGACCUCACAGAACACAGACACUGGACGAUUUUUAUGUUUUUAUAUGUUGUUUAUUUGUUUUAAUGCAGCUAACUUUGUUUUAUUAAAUGAUUAUGUAAUUUAUUUUGAAUGUGAGGCGGAAAAUACAUGGUGCAAUUUUAAAGAAA
Messenger RNA from Bombina bombina (fire-bellied toad), 2786 nucleotides. RefSeq names its product trafficking protein particle complex subunit 14 (gene TRAPPC14). Gene Ontology annotation, biological process: cilium assembly. The record is from RefSeq and is a predicted model, not a curated record. Gene Ontology annotation, molecular function: alpha-tubulin binding. The coding region runs from base 28 to 1779 and encodes 583 amino acids. The transcript has 11 exons. NCBI's taxonomy places the organism in Eukaryota, Metazoa, Chordata, Amphibia, Anura, Bombinatoridae. Gene Ontology annotation, cellular component: TRAPPII protein complex.